AAACGGGUUGCAAUUUUGAGGCUUGAAAUCGCCUCCGCUCUAAAGCUGUGCUUAGAUUUUUCUUCUCUGCUUCUUUAUCUGCACAAAUGCAUGAAUCUAUCAGUAGAUUGAACUGUCCCGAAGCAGGAUCAUUAUUUCCUUUCCCUAACGAGUGUACCGAGUGACAAACUAUAUUUACCAUUGUGACUUACAAUUCCAUCAAUGGAAGUCGGCAGGAACUUGCUCUCUUCGCCUCCGUCAUUCCCUGCGAAAGCCCACCUCAAAAAUUCUCUAUCCUCUUCUUCCUCAGUUUUGAUGCUUCAUGAUCAAGCAGCUCCUGCUAUUACUUCAAUUGUUCGACAUUUGCCUACCUCAGUUCUAGUACAAGAGCAACGGGAUGACUAUAAGCCUCCGUUGAACAUGUUUAAGGAUGAAAAAAUCGUCCAGGCAACCUUGGACGGGAGGCAGAUAGAGACCAGGGCAUCAAUCAAUGAAGAGAAAAACACAGACAACUUGGAUCAAUUGGUGCAGGACUUUGAACGCCAGUUGCUUCAUUGGCCUGCUUUGUGGAGCUUAUUGACACCUUCGCGAAUAGGGGAAUGCUCAUCAUCAUCCUUGACUAAGCAGCUAAUUACAACUGAUACCGACAAGCUUAUGCAUGUUGAACCACAUGAUGUUGUUUCUCUUGCUAAGGAAGCCUUGUCAGCCUCAAUGGAAGCAGCCUUGUUAGCUAGCAACCCCACCGAUCUUGGCAACUCACUUUCUACUUGGUUUGCUUCUGUCUUGGAGUAUGAAUGUUUGCCGGACAUGUCACCUGAGAAAGAGAAAACUGUGAGGUCAACAAGACGCUUAGAGAGGCAAAAUAAGAGGAGACGGGUGCGAAAACCAACAGAUAUUGCUUAUGAGACUUACAGUAGUAGAAAUGUUGAGGUAAAAAGAAAGACAAGAGAUGGAUUUUCUCAGGAUCCCCUUCGGUUCUUCUUGUGGAAUCCUGAGACAAAGCAACUGUUGACCGCUGAACAGGAGUCUGAUUUGGUUGGUAAAGUACAGGAUUUAUUGAUAUUAGAGGGCGUGAAGAGUAGGCUUCGGAAUCAGUUUGACCGUGAACCAACUUUGGUUGAAUGGGCUGAAGCUGUUGGGAUUAGUUGUUCGGACUUGCAGUCACAACUUCGCUCUGGCAAUAAAAGCAAGGAUAAGCUUAUUUAUGCAAAUUUACGUCUGGUGGUUCACAUUGCCAAACAAUAUCAGGGCCGUGGUCUCAGCCUACAGGACUUACUGCAGGAAGGAAGUAUGGGUCUUAUGAAGAGUGUAGAGAAAUUCAAACCCCUAGGUGGGUGCCGUUUUUCCAGUUAUGCCUACUGGUGGAUAAGACAGACAACUAAAAAGGCUAUUUAUCAGCAUUCCAGGACAAUUCGCUUACCAGAGAGCAUAUAUGCCCUCCUGGGCAAGGUAAUGGAAGCAAAGAGAUCAUAUGCUAGAGAAGGAAAUUAUGGCCCAAGCAAAGAAGAAAUUGCGCGGCAUGUUGGAAUCACAGUAGAUAAGUUGGACAAGUUGUUAGUUAGCACACGGAAGCCAAUGUCGUUGCAAAAACCUAUAUGGGCAGACCAAGAUACUACUUUUCAGGAGGUCACUGCUGACAUGUCUAUUGAAACACCAGAAACAAGUGUGGCAAAGAAGCUCAUGAGACAGCAUGUGCGCCACCUACUACGCGUUCUCAACCCAAGAGAGAGACGAAUCAUCAGGCUAAGAUUUGGUAUCGAUGAGGGGGAGCGGAAAACUUUGUCCGAAAUAGGUACCAUGUAUGGACUAUGUAAGGAGAGGGUUCGUCAGGUGGAGAGCAGAGCAUUGUCCAAGCUCAAGAAGUGUCUUAGUAGUGAAGGACUUGAGGCUUAUGUAGAUUUACUUGCACAGAUGUAAAGAAACGCCAUUCUGCUGUUUGUUUAACUGCUGCUUUAGGGUAUCUAUGGUCCUUCCAACAGAAUAUGCAGUCGCUUUUCCGCGACAGUUUACGUAUCUGUAUGUAUUGAUAAGCUGAAUCUUAAGUACUUUUGCUAGGUGUAAUUACAUUCUAAAUAUGUCAAAUUGUUCAAUUUGUUCAAUGUGAAUGGUGUAUAGAAACAAUGAA
This is a messenger RNA of Tripterygium wilfordii, 2104 nucleotides long. Its product is annotated as RNA polymerase sigma factor sigF, chloroplastic. The transcript has 9 exons. The record is from RefSeq and is a predicted model, not a curated record. Lineage: Eukaryota; Viridiplantae; Streptophyta; Magnoliopsida; Celastrales; Celastraceae. Gene Ontology annotation, molecular function: DNA-binding transcription factor activity. The coding region runs from base 202 to 1896 and encodes 564 amino acids. Gene Ontology annotation, biological process: regulation of DNA-templated transcription; DNA-templated transcription initiation.